UUUCCAGAUAUCCAGCCGGGACAGUACUUGUCCAGGAGAUAUCAACCCUCAGAUCUCAACAAACUCGAGCUCUACGACCUUAAAUACAUGAGCGCGAAUGACCUCGUCGAUAGAAUCGAUGCAGACCUGAGACGACUGGAUUCUAGGAUGAAAUUGGAAUCCACAGAUGACGACUGGCAUUCACGAGCGGCACGCCUGCUUUGGGAGAUAUUCAGAAAAAAUCAGAACAUCCAGGGGAGACUGGAGAGACUCGCCCUAAUACCAGGUCGCUUCGCGUCUUCGUCUAUCAGGUGGAUGGUCGCAACUCAAAUAGUGCCGCCUUUGUGCUAUCCUGAAGUAGAUGGCAUCCCGAUCCCCCAAGCACUCCAACUGAUCUUGAUUGACAAGUCCGCCGCCCAAAAUCCAGAGCGCAGGAGGCUUUUCAAUUUGCUUGGUGUCAAUACGCUCUCUGCCAAGAUUGUCAGAUACCUGAUUUUCGCCGAACAUCGAGGCAGUAAUGCCAAUGCCGCUUGUCAGGCCCAUCUCUGGUUCUUGUAUCAGACACACGACAGCAACAGAGGCGACACAUAUGGCGACAUUCAUGUUUUCAACCAAAACUUGGCGAGUGUGGAACCCCAUGCCACCGACGUUUACGUGGAAAAUGAGCAUCCAUAUGGGCCUCGUGAGCUCUUGAAAGCAACAGCACCCAAUCCUCGGGGAGUUCCCGGGAGCGGGGCUCAAGGGUUUGCUGUACAGUUCAUCAACCGCUGUCAUUUCGACGAUAUUCCUAAGGUCGAAGAAAGCUUCUCUGUCGUGGCGUCAAUGGAUUCACAGCUGCAUUGGUGUUCGCGAGCAUCUGAGACUGACAGCCAAUGGAGGUUUGACGGAAGCCUUCAGGUACUUGUACAUUGCAAAACAGAGACCUGACAAGUUCGUCGGGGCGUUGCAGUUCCACUGGCAGUUUGAGGGGGACAACAUCUGUGGCAGUGCGAAAAUCUUGGAAGAGCUUAAGCGUACCUUUGUUCUUCUUGAGAAUGGCGACCUCUAUGAUGUUUCCUCGACAUAUUUGCCGUUCCAGGAACUGAAGGAGAAGUCUAGGCGCUUUCUUGACGGACGCCAGUCGCUUCCUUCCUCAGGGGGC
This is a messenger RNA of Phialemonium atrogriseum, 1120 nucleotides long. RefSeq lists its product as uncharacterized. The record is from RefSeq and is a predicted model, not a curated record. NCBI's taxonomy places the organism in Eukaryota, Fungi, Ascomycota, Sordariomycetes, Cephalothecales, Cephalothecaceae. Bases 88 to 906 code for a protein of 272 amino acids. The transcript has a single exon.